Hirsutella rhossiliensis is the source of this 3009-nucleotide messenger RNA. RefSeq names its product sec23/Sec24 trunk domain-containing protein. NCBI's taxonomy places the organism in Eukaryota, Fungi, Ascomycota, Sordariomycetes, Hypocreales, Ophiocordycipitaceae. Gene Ontology annotation, cellular component: endoplasmic reticulum exit site; COPII vesicle coat. The record is from RefSeq and is a predicted model, not a curated record. The transcript is spliced from 5 exons. Gene Ontology annotation, biological process: intracellular protein transport; endoplasmic reticulum to Golgi vesicle-mediated transport; COPII-coated vesicle cargo loading. Bases 1 to 3009 code for a protein of 1002 amino acids. Gene Ontology annotation, molecular function: zinc ion binding; SNARE binding.
AUGUCCGACUACUCCCAAUACCACGCCCUCGGCCAAGGCGUAGGCGCCGACCCCAACGAUCGCAAUCGAAACAACGCAUACGCCCAAUCGCCAUCCCAUGCCCCGGGAGCAGCUCCCUAUGGUGGUGCGUCCCAGCAACCAUCCAUGGGCGGGCAGCCACCGCCGGGCUUUGGUCACCCACAAGGCCAAAGCUUUCACGCCCAUCCUCCCUCGCAGCCAGACGACGCUUCCCUCGCAGCGCAAAUGGGGGGGAUGAACCUGGGUCCCGCCGACGGCCAGGGAACAAUACGCAAGAAGAAGAAGGAUCGCCAUGCCUAUCACACAGUCGAGCCAACGGGCUCGUCCCAGGCUUUCAACGGCAUGCCGCCUACCGGCCUCCAGGGCAUUCCUGGCAUCAUGAACCCAAACCAGUUCCCGGCUCCGGCCGGCACACCCUUUAGCCCCGCUAACGCGAUGGCUCCCGCUGGUUUCGUGGCCGGCAAUGGUUCUGCCGACGCGGCUGCGACCAUUGCGCCCACGGGCGCCUCCAAGAUAUCCCUCGACGACAUGCCCAGCGUGCCCGUAUCGCGAGACUCGGCUCAGCAGCACUUCCUCAAGAACGUGUAUCCUACAUUUGAACGUCACGUCCCGCCUCCCACGACCAUCUCCUUUGUGGCGUACGACCAAGGCAACGCCUCGCCCAAGUUUGCUCGCCUUACGAUGAACAACAUUCCCGCCACACCCGACGGCCUACAGGCCACGGGCCUUCCCCUUGGUCUGCUCCUACAACCCCUUGCACCUGUUCAAGCAGGAGAAGCGGCCAUUCCUGUUCUAGACUUUGGAGACACCGGGCCGCCACGAUGCCGCAGAUGCCGCGCCUAUAUCAACCCCUUUAUGAUGUUUCGAUCAGGAGGCAACAAGUUUGUUUGCAACCUCUGUACUCAUCCCAACGACACCUCGCCCGAGUAUUUCUGUGCCACGAGCCCGCAGGGUGUGCGGGUGGAUCGCGAUCAGCGGCCGGAGCUUCACCGUGGCACCGUGGAGUUUGUGGUGCCAAAAGAGUACUGGACAAGAGAGCCGGUUGGCUUACGCUGGCUCUUUGUCAUCGACGCGACACAGGAGUCAUAUAACAAGGGCUUCAUGGAGACAUUCUGCGAUGGCAUCCUGAACGCUCUUUACGGGGGCGAGGCCGACGUCGGUGGCGAGCCGAAGCCAAGGCUACCCGAAGGCGCCAAGGUUGGAUUCAUGACAUAUGACAAGGAUAUUCAUUUCUACAAUAUCAACCCCCGAUUGGAACAGGCUCAGAUGAUGAUAAUGCCUGAUCUGGAGGACCCCUUCGUGCCACUGGGCGAGGGCUUAUUCGUUGAUCCGUACGAGUCCAAGGCGCUCAUCUCCUCUCUGCUAACUCGUCUGCCCGAGAUGUUCUCGGACAUCAAGAACCCGGAGCCGGCCCUGCUCGCGGGCCUGAACUCGGCCCUGGCAGCCCUGGAGAAGACGGGAGGCAAGAUUGUCUGCUCAUGCUCUGCGCUGCCUACAUGGGGCCCUGGACGACUUUUCAUGCGGGACGAUGGCAAUCAUCCCGGCGGCGAGAUGGACAAGAAGCUGUACACGACUGAGCACCCGGCGUGGAAGAAGGUUGCCGAGAAGAUGGCGGCAUCUGGUGUUGGUACUGACUUCUUCCUCGCGGCUCCAUCUGGGGGCUACCUUGACGUUGCCACCAUCGGACAUGUUGCUGCCACGACGGGCGGCGAGACCUUUUACUACCCGAAUUUCAUUGCCCCACGAGACAGCCCCAAACUGUCUGCAGAGAUUGCGCACACCGUCACGCGAGAAACCGGCUUCCAAGCUUUGAUGAAGGUCCGAUGCUCCAACGGCCUGCAGGUUGGCGCGUACCACGGCAACUUUGUGCAGCAUACCUUUGGCGCCGACUUGGAAAUAGGAGUCAUCGACGCGGACAAGGCGCUUGCGGUGUCGUUCAGCUACGAUGGCAAGCUCGACUCCAAGCUGGAUGCCCAUUUCCAGUCGGCCCUCCUCUACACAACGGCCUCUGGCCAGCGUAGAGUGCGAUGCUGCAACGUGAUUGCUAGUGUCAGCGAGACGUCAAAGGAAGCUAGCAUGAGAGAUCAGAGCAUCCGCGGCUGCAUGAAAUUCGUCGACCAAGAUGCGGUCGUCGCCCUGCUGGCCAAGGAAGCCAGCACGAAGCUCGCAACGACGUCGAGUAACCUCAAGGACGUCCGAAACUGGCUCAGCGAACGAACAAUCGACGUCAUGGCCUGCUACCGGAAACACUCGGCCCAGCAACACCCCGCUGGCCAGCUGGUCAUGCCCGAGCGGCUGAAGGAGUUCUGCAUGUACAUCCUGUGUCUCAUCAAGUCGCGGGCUUUCAAGGGCGGCAUUGAGAACUCGGACCGGAGAGUCCAAGAGAUGCGAAUGGUGCGCUCCAUGGGCUCCACUGAGCUGAGCCUGUACCUGUAUCCUCGUAUCAUCCCCAUCCACAACCUUCAGCCCGAUGAAGGUUUCGCCGACGCCGAAACAGGGCAUCUGAAGAUGCCGCCGUCGGUCCGCGCAUCGUUUGGCCGCGUGGAGCCUGGCGGUGUCUACCUCGUGGAGAACGGACAACAGUGCCUGCUCUGGUUCCACGAGCAAACGUCGCCAAACCUUGUCACGGACCUCUUUGGCGAGGGGAAGGACUCGCUCACGAGCCUGGACGCGUACACAUCAUCCCUGCCCGUGUUGGAGACGCACCUGAACUGCCAGGUCCGCAAUAUCAUCGAGUUCCUCAAGACGAUGAGGGGGUCCAAGGGCUUGACGAUACAGCUCGCACGGCGUGGGAUUGACGGCGCCGAGUACGAAUUCGCACGGAUGUUGGUCGAGGACCGGAACAACGAGGCGCAGAGUUAUGUUGACUGGCUGGUUCACGUGCACAAGGGUGUGCAGCUGGAGUUGAGCGGACAGCGCAAAAAAGAAGCUGAGAGCGAGGCGGCGCAGACGUUGGCUAACUUUACGGGGCUGAGACCGGCGUACUGGUAG